Molecule: messenger RNA, 1117 nt
Organism: Panicum virgatum (switchgrass)
Lineage: Eukaryota; Viridiplantae; Streptophyta; Magnoliopsida; Poales; Poaceae
Product: peptide methionine sulfoxide reductase B5-like
Exons: 3
Coding region: 183-836 (217 amino acids)
Biological process (GO): response to oxidative stress; protein repair
Molecular function (GO): peptide-methionine (R)-S-oxide reductase activity
Source: RefSeq, a predicted model, not a curated record
CUCAGCCCACGAACAUCUCCUCGCCGCCGUCGUCUGCCGAAGUUCCUGUCGAGGGUGGAGGGCCGCAGUGGCUGCCCCGCCGUCGCCGUCCUCGCCGAUAGCCGCGCUGUCGUCAUCCUCGCCGAGAGCGGCUCCAUCCCAUCGCACCCCCCGAACCUCUUCCCCUCCACUCCCAAGUCCCAAUGAUGAAGUCCCUCCUCUUCUCCGCCCACCACACGCCGCCGCUCCUCCCCGCCCCGCGCCUCCGCAGGCUCCUCCGCCUUUGCGCCUCCUCCGCCUCCGCCUCCGCCUCCGCCACGCCACGCGCCGACCGCCUCGUGCCCCUCUCGAGCGCGGCGCGGCCGUGCAGGGGGCUCGCGGCGGUGUCUCUAUCGCGCGGCGCGGCGGGACGGAGGUUGCCGAGCGUGUCGGCGAUGUCGUCGUCGACCCCGCCGCCAGGGCCCGUGCAGAAGUCGGAGGAGGAGUGGCGGGCUAUCCUAACGCCGGAGCAGUUCAACAUCCUCCGCCUCAAGGGCACCGAGUACCCUGGAACAGGUGAAUACGACAAGUUUUUUGAUGAGGGCAUUUAUAAAUGUGCUGGAUGUGGAACUCCCUUAUAUAAAUCAUCUACAAAGUUCAACUCAGGGUGUGGCUGGCCCGCAUUCUAUGAGGGACUUCCUGGGGCCAUAAGACAGACGCCGGACCCCGAUGGGAGGCGGACAGAGAUCACAUGUGCUGCCUGUGGAGGACAUUUGGGGCAUAUAUUCAAAGGGGAAGGGUUUAAAACACCUACCAAUGAGCGACAUUGUGUUAACAGCAUUUCUCUCAAGUUCAUUCCAGCCUCAGAGGAAGCCUGACGGCAGAUGAACACCAACGUGAAACCCGACAACAGAAUGAGACCUUGGCCUUUGUUGGGUGUUUUUACAGUGUAGACAGAUGAAGGUUGUUGUUCUGUCGUUUAUCAUUAUGUUUACUCAUCCUUUAAACGACAUACCAUCCUGUUUGUGAAAGCUUAAUAGAUUUUGUGCAGACAAACUUGAACGAAGUUUUGCCUGAAUUUGUCAUUUCAUUACCCUCCUUUUUCCAUUUGGAAACAAAAAAGGGCAAGUGUAAAUAAAAAAUGUUUCCAACUGAGUCA